ACAAGCAUAUGGGUGGUGUUCCUGUUAAUGAGAGGGGACCACGUGGCGGUUGCUGGGAACGCUGCAACGCUAAAAUUAACUUAACGAUCGGUGAGAGCGGAAAAGCCGCUUCGAAAAAGGCCCCACUAACCAUAUAGUAGGACUCAUUUAAAAUGGGUUCCAGCGUUCACACACUUUUUUUUUCCCGUCAAGUUUUUUUUUUUUAUUAAAAAGAAACGGGCCAAGCCCAAUAACCUUACAAAAUAGCAAGCCCACAGCCCGAUUAGCUAAACAAACACCAAAGUAAAAUAAACGGGCCUUAAGCCCAACAGCCCAAACCCGACACUGCCCAACUCCAGCGACACAUGUCGGCUUAACUUCUUCUUUUCUCUUUCCGGCGGUUCCGCCGACCGGUUCAGAACCGUCGAACUUGUCUCGGGGGGCUUCAUCGGACUAACCGAAAGCUCAUCCCCAACAUCAGACGCCAUCUCACGACCAUUGAAACCCCGACUCGAUACCUCAACUCUCCUUCUCUUGUCGUCGUAACCGAUGGUGGAGAGCGUCAUCUUCGACCGAGAGCUCAUCCUUUUUCCGAGCAUACACCUUGACGACAAGAUCCAUCACACCGUUUCCACCAUAACCCACCUAGUACUCAAACCCAACAGACAACGGGUCCUAACCCGACCGCGUAGAGCAAAAGUGAGCCUCUACCCUCCGGAACCAAAACCGACAGCGUAGAGCUGUGUGAGCCUCUACCCUUCGGAGCCAAAACCGGCGAAGAAGGAGCAGAGAUUACCUCCUCUUCCCGGGAACUUGAACCGGCGUCGGCAAAGCUGAAGGAGCCUCCACCUCCCGGAGAAAAGCCGGCGUCGACGGAUCUGUGGUAGCCUCCAUCUCCCGGAACCACCACUCGAACAUGCAAGCCGAUCUUCUCACGCCAUGGCCUCCACGCGAGCGCGUCGUCCCUCCAAACGAGGAACCACCUUCGGAUGAUGGCUCUAAUCCAGAGCUCCGACAAGGCACUCAGGGAUAGGCGACGGAGAAGAAGCAAAAAAAACAUUUUGACGGAAAAGAGGAAGGAUCCGGCGGCGGCACGGACGCUCACGCGCCGGCCUUACGCCGGAUCCGAGCUCAGAUCUCCUUUCUCUCUCCUUUCUCUCUCCUUUCUCUCUCUAGUAUCUCUCACGUGCUCCAGCGUUCACACACUACAAUAUCUGUUUUUUUUUAGUCAAGUUACAAUGUUUUUUUCAAUCGAAAAAAGUUAACCCCAGAUCUAUUAAAUACACAGAUCUAACUCUCGGGUAGAAGGUAUAAUUCACAGAUGAAUCUUUUUUUGGGUAUUCAAAUAGACCGUAAGCGUAGACUCAUUCUACGUGGUCACAUAUAGAACUAAUAAUUUCGCACUAGAGAAAAGUCGAUCAUGACCUAGAUCAACAUGACAACUUCUCUUUUAGUGAUUAGUUAAGUUACAAUGUUGUCCAAAACAUAAAGUUUCUUGUUUUUUUUUCCUACAAUAAUUUGCAACUAUAAAUUCAGACCACACCAGAUUGUGUCUCUCUCAAGCCCACACACACAUUCUCACCCUGUUUUCUUACAACUCAAAUCUCCUUUUCUAUCUCUUUCAGCUUAUAUUUGCAAACAAAAAAUGGUAAGAUUCAUCGAAGAAAACACAAAACCGGUGAAAAAUGAAACAGGAGACAAAUCAAAAACGGAUGCAACAACGGUGAAGACGAAAGUUCUUCAAGAUCUUAUCAUCAACAAUGGAGGAGGAUUAAUAAAUUCAUGGGUUGAUUCCAUGAGAGCUUGUUCUCCUACUCACCUCAAAUCUUUGAUGAAACAAAGCUCUUGGCUGACAGAACAUCCAUCAGCUUUAGAUAUGUUCGAAGAGAUUCUUCAUGUUUCCGAAGGAAAACAAAUCGUUAUGUUCUUGGAUUAUGAUGGCACUUUAUCUCCCAUUGUUGAUGAUCCAGACCGAGCUUUCAUGUCUAAGAAGAUGAGAAGGACAGUGAGAAAACUAGCAAACUGUUUUCCAACUGCCAUAAUUAGUGGAAGAUGCAGAGAAAAGGUUUAUAAUUUUGUGAAACUGACUGAGUUGUACUAUGCUGGAAGUCAUGGAAUGGACAUCAAAGGACCAGAGCAAGGGUCCAAGUAUAAGGAUCAGGAUAAAUCUCUUCUUUGCCAACCAGCUACAGAGUUCCUCCCCAUGAUCGACGAGGUCUAUCAAAAAUUAGUGGAGAAAACAAAUUUAACUCCCGGAGCCAACAUAGAGAACAAUAAAUUUUGUGUCUCUGUUCAUUUCCGACGCGUCGAUGAGAAAAACUGGAGUGAUUUGGCUAAUCAAGUUCGAUCAGUCAUGAAGGACUACCCUGAGCUCCGACUUACUCAAGGAAGAAAAGUUUUGGAAAUUCGUCCUAUCAUUAAAUGGGAUAAAGGCAAAGCACUCGAGUUUUUAUUAGAGUCCCUUGGAUACGCCAAUUGUACCGACGUUUUCCCCCUUUAUAUCGGCGAUGAUCGCACAGACGAAGAUGCAUUUAAGAUACUGAGAGAAAGAAGACAAGGUCUUGGCAUUCUUGUAUCCAAAAUCCCAAAGGAGACUAACGCAUUCUAUUCUCUGCAAGAGCCUGAUGAGGUUAUGGAUUUCUUGCAGCGUUUAGUGGAAUGGAAACAAUUGAGAUCUGGAGCAUGAUGAUAGAGCUAUAAGCCUAUAAGUACAUAAGUUCUUUUUAAUGACAUGUUAAUCAAGUUUUUUUUCCUUCUAUGUAUUGUACUCAACGCAUCUUUGUAAAGAGAGAUCCAUUAUCAAAGAAAACAGUUAAUGGAAUCGAUCAUAUAUGGUUCUAUUCAAUUAUUUCUACGCGUGUCGUAUAUUAUAAAUACUUGACAUGUAUCUAGAUGUUAUCUCGAAAUGAAAUGAAAUGAAAUGUCAUGAUAUAAGUAUUAUUUCACUUAUAUUUCGAAUUAAAAUAUCUCAGUCAACAUUUCGGUAUUUUUAAUGUUUUGGAUAUAAGGUAGUUCAAAUCAAAGUGAAAACAUAUCUAGAAGAAAAAUUACAAAAUUAAAACUUGAUUUAUCGAGUCGAAUGUAUCUAUCUCUAUAUCUGCCUAUAUGAAUCUCAGAUCAGAACAAACUAAAAUAUAAAACGUAUAACUCAAAAUUGAUUAUUAAAAAUAAAUGGAAUAUUUGUUUGAUUAUUAACAACAUUCAACCCCAAACUGAUUAACAACCUUCAACUCCAAACUGAAACAUAUCAUGAUACGUUUUUUUUUU
Brassica napus (rape) is the source of this 3246-nucleotide messenger RNA. RefSeq names its product probable trehalose-phosphate phosphatase H. NCBI's taxonomy places the organism in Eukaryota, Viridiplantae, Streptophyta, Magnoliopsida, Brassicales, Brassicaceae. The coding region runs from base 1625 to 2665 and encodes 346 amino acids. The transcript is spliced from 12 exons. The record is from RefSeq and is a predicted model, not a curated record. Gene Ontology annotation, molecular function: trehalose-phosphatase activity. Gene Ontology annotation, biological process: trehalose biosynthetic process.